Cynara cardunculus var. scolymus (artichoke) is the source of this 1106-nucleotide messenger RNA. RefSeq names its product VQ motif-containing protein 4-like. NCBI's taxonomy places the organism in Eukaryota, Viridiplantae, Streptophyta, Magnoliopsida, Asterales, Asteraceae. The record is from RefSeq and is a predicted model, not a curated record. The transcript has a single exon. The coding region runs from base 90 to 803 and encodes 237 amino acids.
UGUUCACAACUCACACUCUUCUCUCUCUCUUUCUCUCUCUUUCUCUCUCUACAUUACUUCUUAAUCUCUCUCUCUAGAUUCAUUCAUCAAUGGAGAAUUAUUCACCUAGACCUCUAGAUACCAAAAACCCAUCUCAAAAUAGCCGUAGUAGCAACAAUAAUAGCACCAAUUCAACCACCAGUACCACCACAAACCAUCACCAUCACCAACACCACCACCACCCAUCGCCUCCCGCUACACCCAUCGCGAGAUCCGACCCUAACAACCCAUAUCCAACAACUUUCGUUCAAGCUGACACCACUUCCUUUAAGAAAGUAGUCCAAAUGCUCACCGGAUCCUCCGAAACAGCCAAGCAAGCGGCCGCUGCCCGAUCUGAUGCGCACGUCAGAAACCCGAUCCCGCCCAUGAAAACGGCUCCAAACAAGAAACCAUCGAAGCUAUAUGAGCGGAGGAACAGUAUGAAAAACUUUAAGAUCAGCCCGUUAGUACCCGGGUUUGUAAACGGGUCUGGGUUCGCUGGGUCUCCCAGGAGGCCAGGCACGCCGGAGAUUCUCUCACCGGGAAUUCUUAAUUUCCCAUCUCUGGUGCUUAGCCCGGUUACACCUCUUAUACCUGACCUGUUCAAUAGGUCUCCGAUAACCGGCGAUAGUCCAAAUUUAGACGUUGAAGCUGAAGAUAAGGCGAUUGCGAAGAAAGGGUUUUAUUUGCAUCCAUCGCCGGCGAGUACUCCGAGAAGGGAAUCGGAACCCAGACUUUUGCCUUUGUUUCCGGUGACCUCACCAAGGGUUUCAGGUUCUUCUUGAAUAAUGAGUUUUUUUUUUUUUUUUAAUUUAAUUUCCAAUGUAAUGAUUCCAUAAUAGCUGAAUUUUGCAUAAAAAAUUGGUCAAGAUUUGGGGGAAAAAAAUUUAAAAGAAAGAGAGACCAAAGCUAGAAAAUUGACAAACCCAGAAAAAAGUACCACCACCCUAUUGCACAAUGUACAAGUCAGUAUUGCAGUAUUGUGCUGAAAAACCCAGAAAAGAUUUUUUGCUCUCUUCAUUGUACAAGUUCCUAUCAUGCUCUCAAUUUCAUGCCCUGCUUCAGAAAUGUGUUCAAUUUCAGUCUAA